AUGUAUAAUAUGCAUGAUGAAGGUGAUCCUAAAACCUAUGAUGAGGCAAUAAGCUCCAGAGAUGCUAAUUUCUGGAAAGAAGCUAUCAAUGAUGAAAAGCAUUCCCGUUUGACAAAUGGAACUUGGAUAUACUGUGAUUUACCUCCUGGUGCUAAGGCAAUAGGAUGUAAAUGGAUAUCCAAGAGAAAGUUGAAUGUUGAUGGUACCAUUGAUAAAUUUAAGGCCAAAUUGGUUGCUAAGGGUUACAAACAACAACAUUGUAUUGAUUACUUUGAUACAUAUGCACCUGCUGCACGAAUCACAUCUAUUCGUUGCUUGAUUGCACUAGCUUCUAUGCAUAAGCUAGUUAGAUAUCCCGAUGCAUUAGAAGGAUACAGUGAUGCAAACUGGAACAAUGUAGAAUCCAAAUCCAAAUCUACUAGUGGACGGAUAUUUACAUUGGCAGAUGGGUUAGAGGCCAUUCCUGCUGCUACUGACAAUGACGAUGAGGAAUUAAAGAAAAGGUGA
Molecule: messenger RNA, 507 nt
Organism: Papaver somniferum (opium poppy)
Lineage: Eukaryota; Viridiplantae; Streptophyta; Magnoliopsida; Ranunculales; Papaveraceae
Exons: 3
Coding region: 1-507 (168 amino acids)
Source: RefSeq, a predicted model, not a curated record